Messenger RNA from Psylliodes chrysocephalus, 2615 nucleotides. Lineage: Eukaryota; Metazoa; Arthropoda; Insecta; Coleoptera; Chrysomelidae. The record is from the annotation of a GenBank genome assembly.
CUAACGAAGAACGGUCAGGACAAUUCGUCAAUUGUCAAUUUGAAUUUCAAAUUAAAAUCAGUUCAAAUAUUUCCUCGUGUUCUGUGUAUUUCCUCCAAGAAUAAAAUUGAGUGGUCUCGAACUUCAUUCAUGCUUUUCUGUUGAUUGUUUAAAAAUAUGGAUAAACUGAUAGAGCAGAUUAAAAGCCUUUGGCCAAAUAUCCAAGUAACAAAAGAAAUUAUUCAAAAGCCUACUCCAGAAUUUGUAAUGCAAUUCUAUAGUCAUUUUAUAGCGGCUGUAGAAGAAAGGAUUCGUUUUACUCUUGGAUGGUGUCAAGAUAAUUUAAGGACUGAUUUGGACCCUGAAGAAGUAAUUUAUUUAAAAAUGACUAAAAUAAAUGAUAUUUUUCAAAGUAUACAUUUAAAUUUUAUGCUGGCCGAUAUUUAUGAUCCCCACCCUAUAAGGACAAAAAAUUUAAUAAAAGUUUGCUUUCACAUCCUAAGGUGUAUUGAAAGCUUUUCUGUGGAUGUCGAAAAAAUAAAUACAAAUAUUUUUGAAAUGAAAGACAGUAUGUCUACACUAGCUAGUGCAAAGGAUCAAUUGCUGAUUGAAAUAAACGAAGCUGCCAUGCUUAAGGGUCAGUUAAUAGAAGACAUCGAAAAAGUAAAAAAGGAAAAAACAGAAGCAGAAGAACAAAAAGAAGAAUAUCUGUUAAAGAGGCCAAAUCUAGAAAUAACAUUUCAGGAACUAAAAAAAGAAUUGGAAAGUAGCAAAAGAAACGUUGACGAAUGUAAGAGAUCUAUAGCAAAUUUAGAGGAAACCGAAAAACAACUUCUAAAAGAAAGUAUAACUGAUGAAGAGUAUAUUGCUUUAAAGGAAACAAUUGCUAAUCUAGAAAUUGAGAAGGAAUCUUUGAUAAAUGAAGAAGUAAACAUGGAAGAUUUACUUUCUGAUCAAAACAGACUUUUUGAACACUUUAGAAGCUGUAUAAAAGCACUACCAGACAAUUUUAAUACAGACUUAGUUAAUAAAGAAAAGAGCAUGGAAAGGGAACUGCAAGAUAUGGAAAGAGAAAUAAACAACCUAUGGUCUCAAUUAUCUUCAUUAAAAACAACUCAUGCCCAUCAGAAAAAGAUAUUUACUAAUUCAAAAAAUGCCUUUGAAAAGUCGAACUUAGAAUAUGCAAAUCUUAAAGAGAAAAUUAAAGAACAAUUUGAAAAAAUAUCGAAGGAUGUGUUAAAUAAAAACGAAAAGCUGCUAAUUACUUUAAAACAGUGUUUGUCUGAAAAUAAAAACUACAAAAUGGACAUUUUCAAAUUGGAAAAUAGUCUAGAACAAUUUAGGGAACAUGUUACAAAAGAGUAUAUUAAGAUAGCUAAGGUUGAAAAUAAAGUAUUUCAAAAAUUGUGAUUACAUGGUUGUUAAUGCUUUAUAUAUAGCUGAAUUCUAAUGAUAUAUAUAUAUUUUUUAUUAAAUAUUAUUUUACAAGCAAAUACGACUUUUAAUCUAUAACUAUUUAAAUAAUAGCCAUUUCUCCAUUUUAUGAAAGUUAUACAAGCGUUUUCAUAAAUUUUUCAAUGUUGCUUCUGUAAUUUUGGGUUGUGUGUUAAUAAUAUCAUGUUCAUUCACUGCAAAUAACACAAGGAUAAGACAAUUGUGCUCAAAAAUUAUAUACAAGGUUAAUCAAAAUUGUCGAGCAAUUUUUCUAGGGAUGAUAGAAUACCUAAAAAUAAGUAGGUUUUCCCUAAUGGACCUAUGUCUAAAAUCACUUAAAGGAAGCACCGACCUCUAGAAAAAAUGUUUAAUGAUUUUUGGAUAAUACUUUAAUAGCAUGAUCAGUUGUUCUGGGACAGGAAACCACUGUUUUAUCUUCUAAAAUUUUAAAAUACCGAUUUAUUUUCUUUGCUUAAUGAGGUCCGUGCACCUGGUGAAAUUCAGUUUUCUUGCGUGUAUGUUUAAGAGGAAUCUAACUACUUUCCUCAAAGUGGAUAGGGCAACUUCAAUUAAGUUUGUCCUUUCUUCGAUAAGAAUUUGCCCAUAUUUUGUGGCAUUAUUGGUGUUCAUUUCUGUUAUAAUUUGCUAAAAAUGUUUAGGGAAAAUAACUGUGAGACCGUUGCUAGACAACGACUAGCUAACAAGUUGGUUGGCUCUUUUAAUAAUAAAAUUUUCUUUAUAUGACCGACAGUUAAUUUAAAUGUACUCCAACAGAACUGCGUGUAGCUGCAAAAAGCUACAUGCAGCAUGAUUCUGAAAAAAAGCAGGAAGAGAAAUAAAAACAGCAAGGAUAUAGUGUGACAUUUGCUAGUCAAGCAAGUAAGCAAUAAAUCGUUUCCCGAUUGUUUGGAAGGGUUUAAAUCCACAGAUUACUAACUCAGAUUAUGAAUAAAAUCUGUUUCAUCCCUUAGUACGUUCUAGAUUUGCCAUAAAUGAAAAAUUUAAGGUCAUAAUAGUAAAAUGGCUGUAGAUACCUAGGAGUUAUUUAUAACGCGCUUAUAAUAAUGUAUGACCCACAAUGGGGUCUAUUCUGUAACAAUUCCUUUAUAUUUAACGGCCUUUAAAAAUCUUUACUUCUGUCAUUAUUUAAACGGAUCUUUAAAAUACAUUAGAGGACUAUCUUAAAGAAAUCUGUUUAAAUA